AUGGUGUCUGGGAAGCUGGUGGCGGUCCUGGAAGACGUGGAGCUUCAGCUCCAGAAGGUGACGUUGGCUGUGAAGCUUCACCUGAAGAUGCUGCGGAAGGGCCCCCAGUCGCCCCCUGUCCAGUCAAGAGAGUCGAGGGAUCAACUUGUAGCACUGAGCAAGAGCAUCGAAGCGAUGCAAAGUGAACUGCGCACCGUCACGAGUGAAAUCCUCGCUUUAGCCACCAAAUCGCUGGCUGUGGAUGCCUCUGAGGCGGCCUCUGCAGGAGAAGAGACGGAGACUGAGGACGAAAUGGAUGAGGAUGAAAAGGCGUCGGUCCCAGUGGACGGCGAAGCAACGUUACCUCUGGAGGGAGGGCCCAUUCCUGUGAAAGUGAAAUCCGAGCCGCUGCAGCAGAAUCCAACGACUGCUUCAACUCAACAGAGAGAGUGUAUCGUGAAUGUACCGACGCAAUUGAAGCUGGGAGAGCAACUUUUAGAGAAAGCGGUCGUGGCGACUCCGACAGUAAAAAGAGACUCCGGCUGGGCCUCGACAGUGGCGGCCUUAAGGAAGCGCUUGAUUAAGAAUUACGGGUACGCGAGCUAUCAAAAGGGAGACUCGAACCUUGACUCAAUCGAAGAGCGUGUUGAAGGCUACAAGCGAGACACUCGACAACUGAAACCAAAAGCGAUUGCGCGCCCAAUUUGCUCCAUCACGACCCGACUCGUGAAUGAUCUGGAAAUCCUAGAUUCUAAGGGGUUAGUGCGGACGGAAAAAAACUGGGAGCGCUUUGCUGCUUUGGGGAACGUUGUAGCUGAGUGGAUGGCGGCUGGGCAGGGGUCGAAAAAAGUGAGAAUGCAGGCGAAGUACUUUCGGGGGUUAUCCCAGCAGCUGGUCAAGCUGGACAAGCAGUAUCCUGGAAGGUUGCCACCAGCGCUACUAAGGUGCGCAGUCAUUAGCGUCCAGUGA
This is a messenger RNA of Phytophthora sojae, 948 nucleotides long. RefSeq lists its product as hypothetical. NCBI's taxonomy places the organism in Eukaryota, Oomycota, Peronosporomycetes, Peronosporales, Peronosporaceae. Bases 1 to 948 code for a protein of 315 amino acids. The transcript is spliced from 2 exons. The record is from RefSeq and is a predicted model, not a curated record.